This is a messenger RNA of Penicillium canescens, 339 nucleotides long. RefSeq lists its product as uncharacterized. The record is from RefSeq and is a predicted model, not a curated record. Gene Ontology annotation, molecular function: oxidoreductase activity, acting on paired donors, with incorporation or reduction of molecular oxygen; iron ion binding; heme binding. The transcript has 2 exons. NCBI's taxonomy places the organism in Eukaryota, Fungi, Ascomycota, Eurotiomycetes, Eurotiales, Aspergillaceae. The coding region runs from base 1 to 339 and encodes 112 amino acids.
AUGGGCGCUAUACCACCAAGACAGCCUCUUUCGGGAUCCGUUCAAUUUCCACCCCGAGCGCUUCCUGGGCGAUCCCCAGUACGCGAGCGACAAUCUUCAUGCCUUGCAGCCGUUCCUAGUCGGGCCCAGAGCCUGUUUCGGCAGAGCACCUUGUUCUUACUUGCUGACCCUACCCAAAGUUUGGCUACUGCAGUGAUACGCACUGUAUUUGCUCGACUGCUAUGGAACUUUGACCUCCGAAUUUCGGAUGAGAGCAGAAGUUGGAUUGACCAGAAAAUCUUCCUCAUGCGGGAGAAGGGACCGUUGAAAGUUUAUUUGACUCCCCGUGGACUAGAAUAA